This is a messenger RNA of Pistacia vera, 462 nucleotides long. RefSeq names its product CENP-B homolog protein 2-like. NCBI's taxonomy places the organism in Eukaryota, Viridiplantae, Streptophyta, Magnoliopsida, Sapindales, Anacardiaceae. Gene Ontology annotation, cellular component: nucleus. The coding region runs from base 1 to 462 and encodes 153 amino acids. Gene Ontology annotation, molecular function: DNA binding. The transcript has 2 exons. The record is from RefSeq and is a predicted model, not a curated record.
AUGGUAAAGUACCCAGCAAUGAAGUCUGCCAUCUAUGAAUGGUUUGUAUGCCAUCAAGAGCAUGUCAAUAUGAAUGGUGAAUUGUUAAAAGAGAAGGGAAAUGUUUUUCUAAGGAAACUCUAUCUCGAAGCUACCUCAUUUGGAUUUUCAAAUGGAUGGUUGGAAAAGUUCAAGCAACGACAUGUAAUUCAUUCUUUUCGUCGUUUUGGGGAAAGUUGUUCAGUUAAUAUGGAGAAAAUUGAAGCUAGUUUGCCACCAAUAAGAGAGGAAUUAGACAAAUGGGCUUUGAAGGACAUUUAUAAUAUGGAUGAAAUUGGCCUAUUUUAUCGAAUGCAAGCUGAUAACUCUCUUGCAACAAAGCAGUUGGAGGGCCGAAAGCAAAACAAAGAGAGGAUUACAAUUGUUAUUUGUUGCAAUGGCGAUAGCUCUGACAAACUUCCGCUUUGGGUCAUCGUGGUUUGA